Molecule: messenger RNA, 3893 nt
Organism: Calidris pugnax (ruff)
Lineage: Eukaryota; Metazoa; Chordata; Aves; Charadriiformes; Scolopacidae
Gene: EXD2
Product: exonuclease 3'-5' domain containing 2
Exons: 10
Coding region: 340-2205 (621 amino acids)
Biological process (GO): nucleobase-containing compound metabolic process
Cellular component (GO): cytoplasm; nucleus
Molecular function (GO): 3'-5' exonuclease activity; nucleic acid binding
Source: RefSeq, a predicted model, not a curated record
CCAACGGCCCUGAGGUGGCGGCGGGCGGGCAGGUGCCGCCGUCGACGUCCCCGAUGGAGGGUGAAGGGACCUCUCCGGAGCCACAGCCGGAACAUGAGGAAAAAAUUACCCCCAGCGCCUCCCGUUCGCUGUGGGGUUUGCCCUCCGUACGUGGACCCCGUCCCACACAUUUAACGCCCGGGAGCGUGUGAGGCGCCGGCCCAUCGCUGGAGGAGGAACAGCAGCGUGCAGACCCCAGCACCAGUGCCUAGGGACUAGGGUACAGUUUUUGGAAGGCCAUGAUAAAAUCCUUCAGUGCCAUUUUGAGUGGGUGAAGGGGGAAAAAGGGGAUUAAAAAAAAUGCGCAAGCAAACAGCAGUGACGAUUACUUUGGCGACCCUCCUGGGUGUUGCAGUGGGGGGCCUGGUUUUGUGGAGAGCAGCCCAGCGUCGGAAAGGAAAAGCACGCUGUAGUAGCCAGCAAGAGGAAGCAGUUAUAAACUCGGGAGAUGAGGAACUGAUUAAGGCAGAGGAUAAGGAGGUGCUUUCCUUAUUCAGAUCUCCCACCUUUUCCUGGCUGGAGAGGACCCUUGGUGCAGACAUAGUGGUAGUUUCAGAGCAGGAGGAGUGGGAUUGCAUUGAACCUUUGCUGAAGAACGAGCUGGAGAAGUGGCCAGUGCUUGGAGUUGAUUGUGAGUGGGUAUCUGUGCGGGGAAAAGCAAAUCCCGUAUCCCUCCUACAGAUGGCUUCUUCCAGUGGCCUCUGCGUUCUUGUUCGGUUGCCCAGACUUGUUGCCAACGGACAGACUAUCCCAAAGACCCUGGUGGACAUCAUGGCAGAUAGUACUGUCUUGAAAGUUGGGGUAGGAUGCUGGGAAGAUGCUUGUAAAUUACUUCAUGAUUAUGGUCUUCCAGUCAAAGGGAGUGUGGAUCUCCGGUAUUUAGCCAUGAGACAGCGGAAGGACCUACUUCACAACUGCCUUAGCCUUAAGUCUUUAGCUGAAAAAGUCCUGAACUGCCCGCUUGACAAGUCUCCUCAUGUGCGUUGCAGCAACUGGGAGGCAGAAGAACUGACACAAGAUCAGGUUCUCUAUGCUGCUAGGGAUGCCCAGGUCUCCGUGGCUCUGUUCCUCCAUUUGCUGGGAUUUGCCAGCCUCCCUGCUACAUCUGAAGGUGAAAAUUAUAUCGCUGCUUGGGAGAAAGCACUGGGUAAAUGCCGGGGCUUGGUGGAUAUCCCAUUUAGAGGAAGGAGGAGUGGCAGCACGGGAGAGGAGAAGAGUGGAGAGGGACAUUCCCCUCAGAAGACAAAGAAUCGGAGAUCUUCAGUGAAUGGCCAGCCCUCUGGCAGUCAGCAAGCGAGAGAUCCGCGGAGGCACAAGCGGAAGCCUCUGGGCGUAGGAUAUUCUGCACGGAAAUCUCCCCUGUAUGACAACUGCUUCCUGCAUGCACCAGAUGGACAGCCCCUGUGCACUUGUGAUCGCAAGAAGGCUCAGUGGUAUCUGGAUAAGGGGAUUGGAGAGCUAGUUAGCACAGAGCCAUUUGUUGUGAAGCUGCGGUUUGAGCCUUCAGGACGUCCCGAGUCUCAAGUUGAUUAUUACCUGACAGUCAAAGAGAACCUGUGUGUUGUAUGUGGGAAGCGAGAGUCCUAUAUCCGGAAGAACAUUGUUCCUCACGAAUACCGAAGACACUUCCCCAUCCAGAUGAAGGACCACAACUCCCAUGACGUGCUCCUCCUCUGCACGUCCUGCCACGCCAUCUCCAAUUACUAUGACAACCACCUGAAGCAGCAGCUGGCUGAGGAGUUUGGAGCCCCCAUUGGCUCUGAGGAAGGUGUGCGUCUGCUGGAGGACCCUCUGCGCAGGCAAGUGCGCUCUGGGGCUCGAGCCCUGCUGAAUGCAGACAGCCUGCCCGACCCCCGCAGGGCAGAACUUCUGCAGAGCAUCAAGGACUUCUUUAACACAGAGGCAGUCACCCCAGAGAUGCUCCAGGAAGCAGCUGGUCUGGAAACCAGGAUCUGCAAUGAGAGCUACAUGCCACAUGGACUGAAGGUGGUGCAGUGUUUUGCUAAAGGAGGCCUGCGCUCCCUUAUGCAGCUGGAGAGACGCUGGCGGCAGCAUUUCUUGGACAGCAUGCAGCCCAAGCACCUCCCAGAGCAGUGGUCAGUGGACCAUAACCACACGAAGCUGAUCCGAAAGUAUGGGGAGGAUCUUCAGAUUGAGCUGUCGUGAAACUAACUUCCUGGACUCUAGAUAGUGUCUGAUGGACAUACGGAACUGAAGGUGGAAGGACUGGUUUUAUUUCUCUGUCUCCACUAACCUCUGGGCCUGGGUGUGCAAACAGGCAGCAGUGGAUCUGCCAGGUUUGGCAUUUUAUAAGAGUUAAAUCAUGGUUUAACCCCACCAGCAACUAGGACCACGCAGCUGCUCGCUCACUCCCCCCAGUUGGGAUGGGGGAGAGAAUCAGAAGUGUAAAAGUGAGGGGAAAAAAACCCUCGUGGGUUGAGAUAAAGAUAGUUUAAUGGGUGGAGCAAAAGCCACACGUGCAAGCAAAGCAAAACAAGGAAUUUGUUCACUGCUUCCCAUUGUCAGGCGGGUGUUCAGCCAUCAGCAGGAGAGCUGGGCUCCAUCACGCCUAACAGUUACUUGGGAAGACAAACACCAUCAAUUUGAAUAUUCCCUGCUUCCUCCUUCCCCCAGCUUGAUCUACUGACAUCAUAUGGGAUGGAGUAGCCCUGUGGCCAGUUGGGUCAGCUCUCCCGGCUGUGUCUCCUCCUGCUUUUUUUUUUUAACAUUCCUGGCCUGCUUGCUGGCAGGGCUGUGAGAGAGGCAGAAAAGGCCUUGACUGCUUAGCAAUAACUGAAAACAUCAGUGUUUUACCAACACUAUUUUCCUCUCAAAUCUAAAACAUAGCACUAUACCAGCUACUAGUAAGAAAGUCAACUCUAUCCCAGCUGAAACCAUGACGAGGUGGUUUGGAAUUUUUAAUCCUAGUCCGUCACUGACUCAUUCGGUGCAAGAGUGAUAUGCAAAGGAACUUGCCUUUUCAAAGUGACUGUGGGGAGUUAUUUUCUACCCCCCGGGAUGGCUGAUGCCUCCAGACCAUCUCUCUUAACCCAGAGCACAAUAUUUUAACAUUUCCAGGUUUUCGGACAGAUACAUCUGCGCCCUUAGCUGCACCUUGAGAGUCUCCUGAUAGAAGUCUGCUUUCAGUGCAGUUGUACUCAUGAGUUCUUCUCAGAGAAGACUCCCUGCCAGAGAGAAAUUCCUUGUUUGGAAGUGGCAAAGAAACCUUACCUUUUUUUGCAGAUUCUGAGCUGUAUCAGCAUUGCAUGUGGGCCUUGGUGAGUUUGCUGGUGGCAGGUCCCUGAUGAGAAGCGACUCUCUUUGGCUCUGGCGCUAUGGAAUCACCCGUGUCAAGUCUUUUCUUGAACAUGUUCCAGAAACAUAUGGGCUAUAAAAAAUGUUAGGUCCUAAUUCCACUUGCUUAUCAUGAAUAACUCGUGGUGGGUACCUUUUCAUAUCAGACUGAAAUGGGGUCAGGUGUCUUAAAAGGGAUGAGAGGAAACAAUUUUUAUUUAAAUACCAGCAUCUUUUAAAAUGUCAGACCACGUGUGGCAGGAAACUGGAAGAUCUAGUGUUCUGUUCCUGGAUUUGACGUGUGUGGUGGUGAGCAGGUCAUACUCUUUCCAUGCCUGUUUCCCUGUCUCUAAAAUGGGACUAAUAAUACUUACCUAUCUCACAAGGGUGUUGUGAGGCUUAAUUAAUUCAUGUUUUUGUAAAAUGCUUUGAAAAUAUAAGCUAGUGUGUGCUAAUUAUUACUGUUGUUUUUUAAAAUGUGCUGCUGUCUGACUGUCUUAAAUAUUCAUGUUUUUUGCCUGGUGCUAGACCUUAGUUAAAUAUAACUUUUUAAAAAUACA